UAAUCGUCCCCCGUGUUCUGCUGAAAUUUUGUUCCACAACAACAACACGUCUGCUGGAAAUUUUAUUUUCAUUUUUUUCCACGACAUGGAAACAGGGGACAACGCGGCACACAAUAUCAGCCUGCCUCUCCGUAACCUGCUCCAGUCCGUCAAGUGCGUGACGGCUCGGGUUCGAGACGGCGAGUCCAACGAAUCUGAUGGAGACUUUGACCUCUCCAACUUUUGGGACACUUUGAACCAAGCAGUGAAGGCCGUGUCUCAGGAAGCCACAAAAAUUAGCCUGGCCUUCUCCAAGCCGCCAUUACCGUCACAGCAGGAUGGAGAAAAACUAGCUGACUCGCUUCUCAAGAGCGUUCUCAGCCUCGCCACUGUUUAUUACUGGCUUCCCAAGAGCCGAGGCGUCAGUCUGCGUCGCCAUGUCCGAGAUGCCACCGUAGAAGUCCUAGAAGGAGUGACGCAGCUACUGGAGGUCAUCCUCACUUCACCGCUACAAAGUCUGAGUCAGGAGCAGUUGACGUCGACAGGAGGCGUGUGGUCGGCGUGCGACCGCUUUAGCCACCUGCCUAAAGACAAUAAAGCUGCUGUGUUGCUGCUUCUAAGCGGUCAGAGCGGCAUUGUAAAAGAUGCCAUCGAGGAAUUGGAGCAGGCGUUGUCCGAGACCCAUGACCCUUUUGGCGACGUCCUGGACAACGAGGAGGACGGCGACGAGCCACGGGGCAACCGUGACACGUACUGGUCGGAACGGGACCGGCGCGUGGUCGCCGCCUGCCGGGGGCUGAUGAAGGCUGCCGCCGCCUGCCUGAAGAAGAUGACGACGGCCGUCAGGGCUCACGGGGACGCCCGCGUGCCACAUUUAGUGGAACAGCUGGAUGACCUUGUUGAUGGCAGCAUGGAAAUCAGCCCCGGAGUUGACGACCUGGCUUUGUGUCUCUACCCGCCUGUGGACUACAACGGCGUGGAGAAUAAUGUGUCCAAACUGGCGGCACUGUUGAAGAAACUUCUCGCUAUAAUCAGGUCCAAUCACAUCUGCGGUGAAGCCGAAUCGUCCUGGGUUCAGUUCUUGGACGGAGCCGUGGACCACAACCUGCAAAAAGCCAAAGAUCUCAUUCAAGGGAACGGCUAAAGACAGUGUGUAUGUGUACACGUGUGCGUUUAAUGCCUGAGUUUUGGGGGAAUACACAGGAACAUGAAAAGAAUGAUAAAUAUAAAAUUUAAUUAAAAAUACAAGUUAAAUUUGGAAAACUCUCAUUUACAAAAAUCUAAAAAAGUUUAAAAUUUAAUGAAUCUAAAAAAGGUUAAAAGUGAUUAAAAAUAUAUGAAUUUAAAAAAAAAAUCUUAGGUAAAAAUUAAAAAGCACAGAAAAAAAUGAAAAAAUAAAAUAAAAAUACAAAAUUUAAAAUAGAAUUCAAAAUAAAAAGGAUUAAAAACGACCAAACUAAAAUAAAAGUUAAAAAAUAAAUAAUUACAUUUUUUUUAAAAAGAUUAACAAAAACAAAAAAUAAAUAUUAUUAAAUAUUUUUAAAAAUCCUUUAAAUAUUAUGUAUAUAUAUCUAUAUAUAAUUUCUAUAUUAAAUUUUUGUUUAUUUAAGGAUUUCCUAAUUUUUAGCUGUAUUUUUCAAUUUCUUUUCUCUACUUUGUAUUUUUUUUUAAUGUAUUCUAUUUUAAUGUACUUAUGUAUUCCUCCAAUGCUUUAUGUGUGUUUGUUAACUCAUUGGCUGCCAUUGACGGCACUAUACGUUCGCUCAUUCGCUGUCAUACCUCCCACUUUGAGUGAUUAGGAUGUUUACUAAUGAUAACUAGUGAUCAAGCCAUUUAAAUUCACAGCAGAAAGAUAAUUGGACGCCACACGAUUGGACGUCUAGCACCGUCAGUGGCACUAAAAGAGUUAAAUGUAAAUUCAGGCAUCAAAGGGUUAAACUCAUAACACCACAGUAUUGUUUGCUCAGUUUCUUUGUUGGUCAAAUAAAUUGUCUUUCAAAAACAAAUGUUGUGUUGAGCACAGUGGAAAUUUACACCUGAUCGGAGUCGUGCCUGCGCUGUGAAAAACUGGAUUUUAACUCGAACUAAAAAGGCAGGUUAGCAACAUCGAUCUUGAUGGAUGUGUCAAUCAUGAGUAAACAUACAAAAAAGUCAAAAGAAGCAAUGCCUGAAUAGACACAGGUCAACUAUUUUGGUUUUCUUUUAUUGAGAAACAAAUGUGGUCAGUUUGACAUAGCAACAUGAAAGUUUGCAGACAUGUCUUAUCAUGAGUCGACUCACAAAAAAGUGAAAAAAAGAAGCCAUCGAGAUAAACAUACAGGCGGUAGCCAUAUCGGCCAUUUCCAAGGACCCUUACUAUGACAAACUGGUCUGAGAUUUUUUUUUUUUAAUCCAGGAAAAAAAGUAAACUCCUAAGCCAGUUUGACUUAGCAACAUGAAAUUUGGUAGACAUAUCUUUAAUGGGGAGAACUACAAAAAAGUCUCAAGAAGCAAUCCUAGAAAACCCACAUGAAGUGGUCAUUUCCAGAGAUUGUCACCAUUGAAAAACACGUCCCAUAUCCCAGAUCCAGACAGACAAACUGGUAAUGGCCAACUAGCGUGACAUAGUGGUGGUGGAUAAACAUCAGAAGACAGCAGUAGUGAUAGAUAUAGCAAUCCCGAGCGAUAGCAACAUCAGGAAAAAAAAACACGAAAAGCUGGAGAAAUAUCAAGGGUUGAAGGAAGAGUCGGAGAAAAUGUGGGGAGUGAAUGCAGCAGUGGUGCCAGUAGUGAUCGGGACCCUAGGAGCAGUAACCUCCAAGCUUGGUGCAUGGCUCCAACAAAUACCAGGAACAACGUCCGACGUCUCCGUUCAGAAGAGCGCAAUCCAAAGGACAGCUAAGAUCCUAUGCAGAACCCUCAAGCUCCCAGGCCUCCGGUAGAGGACCCAAGCUUGAAAGGAGUGACCGUACUACCCGGGUGGGCGGUACGACGAUUUUUAAAAAUUAUAUAUAUAUAUAUAUAUUAGGGCUGUCAAAAUUAUCGCGUUAACGGGCGUUAAUUAAUUUUUUUAAUUAAUCACGUUAAAAUAUUUGACGCAAUUAACGCACUAGGCCCGCUCAGACAGAUUUAAAUGUCAGUACAGUGAAAGGCCAACUUGUUAAUUGUGUUUUAUGGAGGUUUUCCGCCCUCUGCUGGCGCUUGGGUGUGACUUGCAUAUGUUAUGUGGCGUAAUGUCGCCCUCUGCUGGCAAUUCAGUGCAGCUGAUUAUUUGGGUUUCGGCGCGCUUUUCUGACGUGAUUAUAUGUCGACGCGAACUCACACUAAUAGACAGUGCUAUUCAGACCAGCUAACGUCCGCAUCCAGUAUUCAGUGGCAGUUCUCAUAGCCCCAUCACACUGUUUGUGUCUAAUACAUGCAUCGCUUGUGAGCUAUAUUCCUCCUUUGUUUAUAUUCAUGAGCAUUAGAUAGUUAUUGAUGAUGUGUAUUUGAAUUUGUUCACAUAUAUGGUGAAAUGCAGUUACAUUGUUAGAUGCUUGUGAGCUAAUUGGCUAGUGCUACUGCUCAAAUGGACACGUGUGUGUACAUUUUAUGUUAUUUUGUGAUUUAUGCAAGUAAUUGACACAUUGCCUUGUUAUUUUCAGUUUUAUAAAAAUACAAGAAACGUGCUCCUGUCAAAAAGAGAUUACUUCAGUAAAGCCCAUGCAACUUUGCCACACCGUCUGAUUUCUUUUUGGAACUUAUGUUCGCUAUCUAUCAAUUUGUGUACUCACACACAUUGAGGACAGAAUAGGGCUACUAGUUUAUUUUUUGAUUGAAAUUUUUACAAAUUUUAUUAAAACGAAAACAUUAAGAGGCGUUUUAAUAUAACAUUUCUAUAACUUGUACUAAUAUUAAUCUUUUAAGAACUACAAGUCUUUCUAUCCAUGGAUCACUUUAACAGAAUGUCAAUAAUGUUAAUGCCAUCUUGUUGAUUUAUUGUUAUAAUAAACAAAUACAGUCCUUAUGUACCGUAUGUUGAAUGUAUAUAUCCAUCUUGUCUUAUCUUUCCAUUCCAACAAUAAUUUACAGAAAAAUAUGGCAUAUUUUAUAGAUGGUUUGAAUUGCGAUUAAUUGCGAUUAAUUACGAUUAAUUAAUUUUUAAGCUGUAAUUAACU
Molecule: messenger RNA, 4115 nt
Organism: Corythoichthys intestinalis (scribbled pipefish)
Lineage: Eukaryota; Metazoa; Chordata; Actinopteri; Syngnathiformes; Syngnathidae
Gene: ccndbp1
Product: cyclin D-type binding-protein 1
Exons: 11
Coding region: 86-1123 (345 amino acids)
Biological process (GO): regulation of cell cycle
Cellular component (GO): nucleus
Source: RefSeq, a predicted model, not a curated record